AAUCAACGGGCGUUCCUCAAAAAUUAGCACAAAACACGUGGCAAUUCAAAUAACUUGUUCCAGUUAUACGUGUCGGCCAAAAUUUCUCUGAAACGAACACGUAGAUGCUCUGUGUUUUGCUCCUCCUUCCGCAAUAACCGACUAUGCAUAUCCUAUACCUGUGGCAAUUUCUAUCUCUUUUCAUAUUGGCCCUACCUUCAGCCAGUUUUGCUGCUGUGCUGGCAAUCGACUAUGGAUCGGACUGGAUAAAAGCCUCGUUAAUGAAACCGGGAGUACCUUUCGAUGUUCUGUUAAACAAGGACUCAAAGAGGAAGAUUCAGUCUUCAGUCGGUUGGAAAAGGGAAGAUCGUCUGUUCGGUGGUGAUGCCUUCAACAUGGCUUCUCGGUUCCCUUCCGACUCAUUUUCCUCCUUGAAACUUUUACAAGCGGCCCCAUACGAGUCUGAGGCUGUUUCAUAUUACACCACUAUAUCCACUGCUCAAGUAACAGAGACAGUACGGCAUACAGCUGCAUUGAAGCAGAGUGACGGUACAGAGUGGAGCGUCGAGGAGCUUAUCGCGAUGCAGCUUGCUUACGUGAAGAGUCUCGCAGAAUCAAUUGCAGGAGAAAAGGUGUACGAUGUCAUACUCACCGUUCCUGCGUACUAUUCUCAGUUUGAACGCGAUGCAGUUGCAGACGCGAUUGAGAUCGCUGGUCUACGUACUCUGGCUCUGAUAAACGAUGGCUCAGCAGUCGCGGUAAACUAUGCAAUGACGAGGACUUUCCCGACCCCGGAAUACCACGUCAUAUACGACGCUGGUGCAUCUUCGAUCCGUGCUACGCUGGUAUCGUUCAGCACAGAUAGUAAGACGUCCACUACCCAGAUUACUGUGCACGGAGUCGGUUAUGAUCGUGGAGUAGGAGGAACCGAGCUCGACAGGCGUGUGCGGGAGAUUUUAGCGGACCAAUUUGUGGCCAAGCACGCAAAGGACAUACGAAAGGACAAGAGAGGCAUGGCCAAACUUUGGAAGGAGGCAGGACGUGUCAAGUCCAUUUUGAGUGCCAACACUGAAGCAAUGGCACACGUUGAAAGUCUUGCCUUCGACAUCGACUUUCGAUCCAAAGUUACACGGUCGCAGUUCGAAACUGCUUGCGAGGACCUCAAAAGUCGUUACGUGCAACCAAUUAUCGAUGCUAUGGCUAAUGGCAAGAUCUCUUCUGACAAACUUGUUUCCGUGAUAUUUACUGGGGGGAGUACUAGGGUUCCCAUGAUCCAAACAGCAGUCAAAGCCCUUGUCGGAGAUGACAAGAUUGCCUUGAACGUGAACGCAGACGAGGCUGCAGUUUUAGGUGCUGCCCUUCACGGUGCCAGUCUCAGCCGGCAAUUCAAGACCAAAGAUAUCAAAUUGACGGAUAUUCUCGCGCACGACAUUCAAGCGUCGUAUCUCGCUGCACCUGCCGCUGAGGGCGCCAAAACGCGAACUAUCACCACAUUGAUAUUCCCUGCUGGAUCGAAAGUGAACAGUAAGAAGACGCUGACGUUCAAGAGAAAGGAAGACUUCAGGAUUCAUUUUGAUUAUAAAACCCCCGUGGCAUCAGGUUUUCCUACCCAACUUCUGGAAGUCGAGUUCACUGGCGUUGCAGAGGCUCUUGGCAACUUGACUGAGCGCGGUGCCACUAACAAUGUGGUCAAAGCCACUGUCCAGCUCUCAGAAUCCGGUUUCAUCUCAGUCACUGAAGCAAUCGCAACCGGAGACAUCAAAGAUGAAUCUAUAACGGGCAAACUGAAAGGUCUUUUCGGAGGAAGUGCAACGGAUUCGAUAGACGAAGAAACUGCAUCUGCAGGAAGUGAAACGCCUAUUGAAGCAGAUACUAGUUCAUCUUCUUCUUCAGCCUCAUCUUCAUCCGAAACGCCCUCUGUCCCUUCCCAAUCUGCCGAGCCCAAGGUUUCAUUGAAAGAGCUCGGUACCAUCAAACUCAACUUUACGUCGCACUUGCCUACGAUUACUCCCAUGUCGGUGGAUGAGAAGAAGAAAGCUAGAAGCAGACUUCGAGCUUUGGACUUGGAAGAGGCUGCAAAAGUACGAAAGGAGGAGGCCAGGAAUACCUUGGAGAGCUACUUGUACCGGCUACGCGAUCUGCUUGAUGUCGAGAACAAGGAGACACCGUUCAAAAAAUGUUCUCAACCGUCAGAAAGGCAGGCUAUUGCAGAAAAGCUAGAGGAAACGUUCUCUUGGUUGCACGAUGAAGGGGAUGAUGCGGACACCACGGUUCUUCUAGAUAAGAGGAUUGUUCUGGAGUCAUUGGAAAGGCCUAUACAACACCGAUAUCAAGAGAUCGAAGCUUUCCCUCAGGCUUUGAACAACAGUCAAAUGUGGAACUGGAGUACCCGUCUGUUCCUUACGGAAGCCCAUCAAAAUCUCACCAGGGAGACGGAAGCCGGUUUGCCAAGCAAGUGGACUAAGGAAGAGCUUGAUGGGCUCGAGAAGGCUCUCAGAGAGCAUGAGACAUGGUUGAAUAUUUGGGUGGAGAAGCAAAAGUCUGUCAAGUCCUUCGAAGAUCCAGUGAUAGAGACAACAGAAAUGAAGGCGAGGGCUAAGGUGUUGGAGACGCAUUUGCAAAAAUUGGCUAAGAGAAGGGUGCCGAAAUCAAGGAAAACGAGUACAACUUCGUCGUCGUCAACCAGUUCAUCGACCGCCAGUCCUAAUGAGACAGCUGUUCCGACGACAGAGCCGGAGAAGGUAGAGCAGCAGAUUCCAGUGGACGGUUCAGAGCAGGUACCAUUACAGCAGUCUCACCCAGAGGAAGUUAGAGACGAACUAUAGUAUACAUAGAGGACAUAGUAUUUGGUCUUCAUUAUGAUCACAGGUAAUGUAACGUAGACGAUGCGCCGUUGAAUAUUUAUAUUCAUUCGAAUUUCGAUGGUCCUGAUCAUGAGGAAUAAUGAUGUUACGCGAUGUGACAU
Messenger RNA from Lentinula edodes (shiitake mushroom), 2944 nucleotides. Its product is annotated as HSP70-domain-containing protein. NCBI's taxonomy places the organism in Eukaryota, Fungi, Basidiomycota, Agaricomycetes, Agaricales, Omphalotaceae. Gene Ontology annotation, cellular component: endoplasmic reticulum chaperone complex. Gene Ontology annotation, molecular function: ATP-dependent protein folding chaperone; ATP binding. The record is from RefSeq and is a predicted model, not a curated record. Gene Ontology annotation, biological process: endoplasmic reticulum unfolded protein response; negative regulation of hypoxia-induced intrinsic apoptotic signaling pathway; cellular response to hypoxia. The transcript is spliced from 9 exons. The coding region runs from base 144 to 2804 and encodes 886 amino acids.